UUCCAAUCCCACCAGCUCGCGCAACCUGAAAACCCCUGUCCCCACGCCACCACGCGUCCACGCCGGCGUCCCGCCCGGCUCCUCCCUCCUCUCCUCCUCCGCCUCCUCGCCGCCGCUCCCUUCACGCCUCCUCCCUCCUCCACAAGCCCCCCGCGCCGCCCCUCUCCCCACGCAAGCCCCAAGCCUCUCCCCUCCGUCCUAUCUAUCUAUAUAUCCGCCGCCUCGCCCAACCCCCAACCACACGCCUCCUCAUCCACCCACCUGCUGCCUGCGACGAGAUGGCGACGGCCUCCGACUCUCCCGCUUCCGCGCUCGCAACCGAUCCUGCUGGAGCGACCGCGGCGCUGGAGGGGGACGCGCUCCGGGGCUCCGGGAGCCCCGAGAUCGCCUUCUUCGACGUCGAGACCUCGGUCCCGCAGCGGGCCGGCCAGGGGUACGCGCUGCUCGAGUUCGGGGCCAUCCUCGUCUGCCCGCGCAGGCUCGUCGUGGUCGCCUCAUACGCCACGCUCGUGCGCCCCGCCGACCCGGCCUCCGCGGUCUCCGCGGCCUCCGUGCGCUGCAACGGCAUCACGCGGGACGCCGUCUCCGGGGCGCCGCCCUUCUGCGACGUCGCUGACGCAGUCUACGACCUCCUCAACGGGCGGGUCUGGGCAGGGCACAACAUUGUGAGGUUUGAUUCCGCAAGAAUAAGGGAGGCAUUCGCAGAGAUUGGCCGGCCACCUCCUGAGCCAAAGGGGCUGAUCGACACCUUACCUCUGCUUACCCAGCGGUUUGGGAGGAGAGCAGGAGACAUGAAAAUGGCAAGCUUGGCAAAUUACUUUGGCCUAGGGAAGCAAAGGCACAGGAGUCUAGAUGAUGUUAGAAUGAACCUUGAAGUUCUGAAGUACUGUGCUACAGUGUUGUUCCUGGAGGCAAGUCUUCCAGAGGUGCUUACUGUUGAGAACCUUGUUGAGCGUGCAAUAACAAGGAGCCAAGCUAAUGGCUCUGCUUCUCCUGAGGCGCCAAAACCCGAAGCAAACUCUUCAACUGAUUCUUCAAAACGGCAGCGCACAGUUUGUCCAGCUGACGGUGUGUUACCUGAGGGAGGUAAUCAAGGAACAGGUGAUCCUUCAACAAGCAGGGAAUCUGUUGCGUUGGUAUCCCACAUGGAGGAAAUGAAGUUAGAUACCACCACACAGAUGGAUGCAAGUUCCAGUGGCUAUUCUGGGUUUCUUGAGCCAGAUGAUAUUUCAACUGAGUAUAUCAAAAUCUCAGUUGCUCCAUUGCACCAAUUUGGUCGGAGGUCAUCCGUCCAGCACAAAGGCAGCCCACUACAGCUGUGUUCCGCAGGCUUGAAAGUCCAGUUUGGGGUUAAUACAAGGUUUCUAGACAAUGCAGGCCAACCGAAGUUAAACAUAGUUGUAGACAUCCCUGAGAAUCUCAGUAAGGUUCUUGAGUUUUGUGAUGAUCUUGCUCGGAGGUCAUCUCAGGAAUCAGGCAGCACCUCUGAAUGGAGACCCCUGGUUAAGAAGUAUGGAUAUGUUAAUGGCCCAACUGUCCGCCUAAACAUCCCUACUACUGUCAGCGGCGACUCUGCAAUCUACUCAACAGAUAUAUGCCAGAAAGAGCCCAGUGGUAACAUUCAGAAGCUUGUUUUUAGCAAUGUAGAUGCCACAGAACUGGAUUCUCUGUUUGUCCGAGGGAGCAAGGUGGACGCCUUCUUUUCUCUGGAAGUAUACGACUACCAGCAAAACGCUGGGAUAAGGUUGGUUGCAAAGAGGUUGGUUGUACACUCCAAUUAGCAACCGGUUUUAGGGUGCGUUUGGUUGGGCUGUGAGCUGUGAAAAAGCUACUGUGACCUGGCAGCUGUGAAAAAACUGAAAGUCGUUUGGUUCAACCUGCUGUGAAAUUGUAUGUUUGCUGUAAAUUGUCUAUAAUGCCCCUUGAGGCUCUGAUAUACUGUUUGUAUGCAAAAUAAUUAUAAUGAUGAGAUUUUUGCAUUAAUAUGACAUAAUUUAAUAUUAAAGA
Molecule: messenger RNA, 2007 nt
Organism: Panicum hallii
Lineage: Eukaryota; Viridiplantae; Streptophyta; Magnoliopsida; Poales; Poaceae
Product: protein NEN1
Exons: 6
Coding region: 279-1781 (500 amino acids)
Molecular function (GO): nucleic acid binding; 3'-5' exonuclease activity
Source: RefSeq, a predicted model, not a curated record